GCGAAUGCCCCCCUCCCCGUCGCGCGUGCACCGUGGACCGGCUGCUGAAUCCAGCGUUUGGAGCUCCGGAGAAGUUUGACCGGGGGUCAGGGGGCGGCUUUAUUACCGCGAGUUUCAUUCGGAUCCAGAGGUUUUUCCCCCCUCGUAUAAACGGAUAACACAGAGAGAGGGAAAAAAGAGAAGAAGAACAAAAAGAGAAUAUAUAUUUGCAGUUUCAGCCCCCCCCCCACGCGCGCGCGCCAAUGGAGCCAGCGCGAGACGCUGCCCCGGAUUCGUGGGAGCAGGAGGAUGAAGGCAGCGAGGCCCCGCUCGGCGACUCGUUCAGCGCCCUCAACGUCAACGCCAAGCCCUUCGUCCCGAACGUCAACGCGGCGGAGUUUUUCCCCGGAUACAUCGUGAAAGCGCCGGGGAAAACCAUCGCCACCGGUGCCGAUCCGGAGAAGGAUGACCAUAUCGAGGUCUCGGAACUGGCUGCAGCUCGACCCGUGGAGAACGGCUCCGGGGUGGAUGGAGUGACAGCAGCCGAGGAAGAGAGCUGGGAGCAGAAAGGGGGAGAGGAAGACUCGCCUCAGGAGGAGGGAAUGGAGGAGGACGAAGAAGCGCCAAUGCCGAAAGUGACUCCCGUUCAGCCGAACGCUCCCAAGAGAGAGCACGUCAACGUGGUCUUCAUCGGCCACGUAGAUGCCGGCAAAUCGACCAUCGGCGGACAGAUCAUGUAUCUAACAGGCAUGGUGGAGAAACGGACUCUGGAGAAAUACGAAAGAGAGGCCAAGGAGAAGAACAGGGAAACUUGGUACCUCUCUUGGGCCCUUGAUACAAAUCAGGAGGAGAGAGAUAAGGGUAAAACCGUGGAGGUGGGCCGUGCUUAUUUUGAGACUGAGAAGAAGCACUUCACCAUCCUGGAUGCGCCUGGACACAAGAGCUUCGUUCCUAACAUGAUCGGAGGGGCGUCGCAAGCUGAUUUAGCCGUUCUGGUGAUUUCGGCGCGUAAAGGCGAGUUCGAGACGGGGUUCGAGAAAGGAGGCCAGACGCGAGAGCACGCCAUGCUGGCCAAAACGGCGGGAGUCAAACACCUGAUCGUCCUCGUGAACAAAAUGGAUGAUCCCACUGUGAACUGGAGCUUGGAGAGAUACGAGGAGUGUAAGGAGAAACUGGUGCCAUUUUUGAAGAAGGUGGGAUUCAAUCCCAGAAAAGACAUUCAUUUCAUGCCAUGUUCAGGACUGACAGGGGCCAACCUGAAAGAACCAGUGGAGCACUGCUCCUGGUACACAGGAUUACCGUUCAUUCCACACCUGGACAGUUUGCCACAUUUCAGCAGAUCCAGCGACGGACCAGUCAGGUUACCGAUUGUAGAUAAAUACAAGGACAUGGGCACUGUGAUUUUGGGCAAGUUGGAGUCCGGGUGCAUCAGCAAAGCACAGCAACUUGUGAUGAUGCCCAACAGGCACACUGUGGAGGUGCUGAGCCUGCUUUCAGAUGACGUCGAGACGGACGACGCAGGACCCGGAGAAAACCUGAAGCUUCGACUCAAAGGUAUCGAGGAAGAAGAGAUCCUGCCCGGAUUCAUCCUGUGCACUCCGGAGAACCUCUGUCACUCGGGGCGCACCUUCGACGCUCAGAUCGUUAUCAUUGAACACAAGUCCAUCAUCUGCCCAGGUUACAAUGCAGUCCUGCACAUUCACACCUGCAUUGAGGAAGUCCAGAUUACGGCCUUAAUUUGUUUGGUGGACAAAAAGACGGGUGAGAAGAGCAAGACACGACCUCGCUUCGUCAAACAGGACCAAGUUUGCAUCGCUCGCCUUCGAACCGCUGGGACCAUCUGCCUCGAGACAUUCAAAGACUUCCCCCAGAUGGGCCGGUUCACCCUGAGGGACGAAGGAAAGACCAUUGCCAUUGGGAAAGUGUUGAAGCUUGUUGCUGAGAAAGACUGAAAACCUCCGUGUGCGAGAGAGCGUGCGUGCGUGUGUAUGCGCGUGUGCGAGUGUGUGUGUGUAUGUCGUGGAGAACCCGAACACGGACGAGAGAGGCGUGUGCGUCGCUGCAGGAGCAACACGUUUCCGAGCCUCCCCCGCCCUCCUGAGGAACCAUCUCACGAAAACAUCUUCUUUCACAAGAAAUACGUUUGUAAGCAAAGAACAGAAAUCGAGUUCACACGUUGUCAGCUUUCUCAUAUUGAGAGCUCAGCAGUGCCAUUUAUUUUCCGUCUCCCGGCAGCAGACUCGCAGACGACGAUCGCGUGUGUUAUAUAUACCUUUUUUUUUUUUUUUCCCAAAACCAGAGGAACACGGUGUACAGCGAAGACGCCAUUAUGAAAAAUAAAUGUGGACCAGAGUUCGCUUGUGUAACUGUAACCAGUCAAAAAAGCCGGAAAUGUGAUUUGGUGUCUCGGUCGUAUCGUCUCCCUUCACUUCCACGCACACGAACACAUGCGCAUACAUACGCCUCGGGUUUCCUCUUGUAGCGUUCUUGCAGAGCGCUCGAGCGUGCUUACAUGUUAUUAAAGCAAAACUUCUAUGACAAAACUAUUAAAUUGGGGGAAAUUGUACGAUUCUAA
Silurus meridionalis is the source of this 2554-nucleotide messenger RNA. It is a transcript of the gene gspt1l, whose product is annotated as G1 to S phase transition 1, like. The transcript has 14 exons. Gene Ontology annotation, cellular component: translation release factor complex. Gene Ontology annotation, biological process: translation. Gene Ontology annotation, molecular function: GTP binding; GTPase activity; translation release factor activity. NCBI's taxonomy places the organism in Eukaryota, Metazoa, Chordata, Actinopteri, Siluriformes, Siluridae. Bases 243 to 1931 code for a protein of 562 amino acids. The record is from RefSeq and is a predicted model, not a curated record.